Molecule: messenger RNA, 583 nt
Organism: Mytilus trossulus (common blue mussel)
Lineage: Eukaryota; Metazoa; Mollusca; Bivalvia; Mytilida; Mytilidae
Product: low-density lipoprotein receptor-related protein 4-like
Exons: 4
Coding region: 143-583 (146 amino acids)
Source: RefSeq, a predicted model, not a curated record
GGUAUGAACAAGUGAUAAUUGAUAUACUGGAAAAAUUUCACAUGCAAGAAUAGGACGCAUACAUACACACAUUAUUCUUUUGAUACAAACGCCGAAUAAUUAACCAUGUUCACAGUAACAGCAGCAAUCCAAUCCUAGUGCAAUGGAGGUACAAGUUUGGUUGUGUAUGUGUCUCUUAAUUCAUUACACACUGCAUGCAUCAUGUUAUUCGGGAAAACUUUUGUUUUCAACCUUCUCUCGAAUAAUGGAAUUUGAUUUCGAUACCUAUAGUGCUACUGUACUGUUAGAGCUAGGAAGUACUUCUAAGUAUGCUAUAGACUAUGAUUACCAAAAUAGAUACAUUUAUUUUCCAAGAUACAGUUAUGAUGACAUCGUUCGAUUUGCUUAUCCCUCAAGCAAUACAACAUUACAGACAGUUGUCCAGUCAACGUCAUAUCCAUCAGGAAUAGCUGUUGAUUCAACUAAUGAUCAUCUCUACUGGGUUGAUGAUUAUAGAGGCCAACUCUCAAGAUGCAAUAUAGAUGGAAGCAAUGUAACUGUGCUAUCAACUUUUAUCAAUCCUUGGGUGGAUUUAUAUAGAUGA